AUUAUUACACCGGCCAGGACAGAGCAGGAGAGACGGGAGCGCCGCUAUCUGUCAGACCUGACAAGUAAACCAAGUAGUUUCCACACGCUGGGUCGGACGACAGGAAACUUUAUAUGAAUUUAACCUGCCCUGGGAUUUAAGGAGUGUGCCCCCCCCCCUACUCCCCCUCCUCUCUUUAAGAAGGACUACAAAAGCUCAGGAAGCCAUGCUUAUAGACGUCGUCAUCUUGGGGUGAGCUUCCUUGUGGAGAGUCAGAGGCAUCAUGGCGGAACUGCCUAUUGCCCCGGGCCAGGUCUACAUCGAGGUGGACUAUGACUAUGAGUACAAGUCCAAGGACCGUGUCAUUGGCAUCCACCAGGGAGAAUGUUACAUGCUGGUGAAGAAAACCAACGAGGACUGGUGGCAGGUGAGGAAGGACGAGGGGACCAAAGCUUUCUAUGUACCUGCUCAGUAUGUCCGUGAAGUCCGCAAAGCCCUCAUGCCUCCCCCUAAACCCUUGCCUCACCCUCCUUCUUCCACUGGAAACACACCUCCGCAGAGUGGCAGUGCACUCUGGGUGAAGCCGACCAAUCUGGACCUUGGACCCCCCGAUCGGCCCCCUGAGAAUCUUCACAGACACGAGUCGAGCAAUCGGCGCUCACCCUCCGCACAAACUGCCUCUUCUGGGCACUUCAGUCCCCCCAGUCAGCGCAGGGACUGUAACAACCAGGCCGCCCUCAAAGGAGGAUCCCUACCCCGAAACCGAGCUAGAUCCCCAGAUAUGGUCAGAAGGCUGCUGGACGUGGACAGCACCCAACACUGUGACUCUGCAGGGGAAGAGAGACGCACCAACGACUCUGAGUCUGGAGACGAGCUGAGCAGCAGUUCCACUGAACAUCUCCAGACGGUAUCGUCUUCAGGCCACGGCCGCUCCGAGUCCCCCGUCUACACCAACCUCCAGGAGCUGAAGAUCACCCAGACCCACCAGCCCCCCGUCCCCUCAGGCUCCCCCAUCCACGCUCUGGGAGACUGGGAGACAUACAAGGACCAGAACGGCCGGCACUUCUACUACAACCGCUCGACCCAGGAGAGGACGUGGAAGCCGCCCCGAUCAAGAGACGCGAGCUUCGGGAGCUCCAGAGGAGAGGGCCACAGCACGGGAGAGAGUGCAGAGACUACUCCUCUCUCGCUCUCGCCGUCUUUCCUACCCUUCCUCUCGCUCUCCAUUGGUCGCCUCCACCCUCUGUCGUCGGAGGACACCUGCUUCAGCACCUACUCUAGCCAGUCAGACAGUCAGUACGGCUCCCCGCCGCGCGGCUGGUCGGAGGAGAUGGACGAGUACGGCCACACGCUGUACGUCAGCGACUAUACUAAUGAGAAGUGGUUGAAACACACUGACGAGCAGGGGAGACCCUAUUACUACAGCGCAGAUGGUUCAAGGUCAGAAUGGGAGCUUCCAAAGUACAACCACUCCCCUCCUCAGCCGUCUGGAGACACUCCAAAGAGUCGCAGUUUGGACAGGAGACAAGUGGAGCCCAUCGUCCUCACCAAGUGGAGACACAGCGCCUACGUUCAAGAUCCCAACGACAAGAGGCUGUUAAAAACCAGGCGUUUCCGCUCGGGCUCUACCCGCCUGCACCCGUACAAACACCAAGACGCUCCUCUGAGCCCCAUGCCCCCCUCGCCCGACUCUGACUCCUGCCCUUCAUCUCCCAAGACCCCCACCUCCCCGUCUGAAAAAUGUGGAGUUCUGAACGUGACAAAGAUCACUGAGCAGGGCAAGAAAGUACGGAAGAACUGGACCUCUUCCUGGACUGUGCUCCAAGGAUUCACGCUGCUGUUUGCCAAAGGCCAAGGAGGCGGGACCAGCUGGUUUGGAGGCGGCCAGUCCAAACCAGAGUUCACUGUGGACCUGAGGGGCGGCUCGGUGGAAUGGGCGUCAAAGGACAAAUCCAGCAAGAAGCACGUUCUAGAGGUGAAGACCCGGUAUGGCACAGAGCUCCUGAUCCAAUCAGAAAACGACGGCCUUGUCAACGACUGGUACCAAGCACUGCAGGACACCAUCAGCACCCAUGCCUGGGAGUCUGAUGAGGCCUUUGAAGAGGACAUGGCGGAGUUUUCUGGUGCGGAGAAAAAUGACAAGGAGAAGGAUCACAGAGACUCAAAGAAAGGCAGAGCCCUGAAGACCUCCACCAGCAUGGACGGCCCCGAUAACAAGAAGACCAGGCACAAGCUGAAGAAGUUCCUGACCCGCCGGCCGACCCUGCAGUCCGUCAGAGACAAGGGAUACAUCAAAGAUCAGGUGUUCGGCUGCAGUCUGUCCGAUUUGUGUCACAGGGAGAGCGUCACAGUGCCGAGCUUCGUCAGGAUGUGCAUCGACCACGUGGAGAACACCAGUCUGUGUGUGGACGGGCUGUACAGAGUUAGUGGGAACCUGGCUGUCAUCCAGAAACUACGCUUUGCCAUCAAUCACGAUGAGAAGGUGAACCUGUCAGACUCAAAGUGGGAGGACAUUCAUGUGACCACUGGAGCUUUGAAGAUGUACUUCAGGGAGCUGCCGGAGCCUCUCUUCACCUACGCCCUCUUCCAUGACUUUGUCAGCUCCAUCAAGCUCUCAGAAUACAAACAUCGAGUUCAGUCCAUCAAAGAUCUGGUGAGAGCGCUGCCCAAACCCAACCACGACACCAUGCAGACUCUCUUCAAACACCUCAGGAGGGUGAUCGACCACGGAGAGGAGAACCGUAUGACCACUCAGAGCGUAGCCAUCGUUUUCGGCCCCACGCUGCUGCGCCCUGAAACAGAAACCUUGAACAUGGCGGUCCACAUGGUCUACCAGAACCAGAUAGUGGAGCUGAUACUUCUGGAGUACGAGAACAUUUUCGGCAGGUAGAGAGACGCUGGAGGAUGAGCUUCUUUUGUUUUUUUUCAUCUCUCAAUGCAGAGCUCUUCCUAACCCAGCAUGGCCCUGCCUAAAAAAAAAAAAAAACACGCAGCCCAUCCUGGCUCGGCGUUGUCCGGCCCGGCCUGGCACGGUCCAGCCCGGCCCCGGGAGCUGCUGCUUCUUCUUCAUCAUCUCAAACCAUCCUGUGGUCACCGGCUUCUCCAAAUCGUGCAAACUCCGGACCAAAGCCACUCCCAAAAAACGUUUCGAACCAAAACAAAAGAUAGCGACCAAAAAAGUUUUAGACUUGUUGCACUUUUUUCAGUCAUCUCGUUUUUUUUUCUCCUGCAGCUGCGUUUGUGCCACUGUACUGCAAAACGGUGACGUCUUCCUGUCUCGACACUGGAUUUCUAAAAUAACUGAUUCUGAAACGAACUGAACAAGCUUCUAACUACUGCACAGACUGACUGAGACCAAAGGAGCUGCAGAGGAUUGAGCCUCCGCAGCCUUGAUUACAGAGGAGGCGUCAGUAUAGGCGAGGUGGAGGUGGAGCUGUAUAUACACUGUACUGGAUAUUUUAGAACGCACUGGGAAGAAAACAAACUGCUGUGCUUUGCUUUAGACGUUUAGACACUAAGAGAUGAAACACUUAGAACAAAGGACAAGAAGGGAGAUUUUUAAAUGCUUUAUUCUAGCCAUCCCUCUCUGAAUCUGCUUCUCUGUCCUGAACUUCUCCAGCCGGGGUCCUCCGAACACGUCUUAUUAAUCUGUGAUAUAUACUAAAGCACUCCACCUUCUGCAUUCGGCUUUAAGAACAAAUCAUCUCACAGCGCUGAGAACAUCAACUUGAUAAAACAAAGGUACUCAACUGUGUCCUUCCUUAACAUGUGGAUAUGACAUGUUCAGGCCUUCGAACAUGACUCCAUUGAUAAAUCUGUACAGUGUUUAUUUGUGUGCAUGUGUUUGGGGGCGAGGGGGGCGGACGGAUGGAUGACUGGAUUAAGUGACCAUGUAUUGUACAAAUAGUAAAUAUAGUGUUAUAAAUAUGAUAAAGAGGGAGAAAUCACUAUUUUGUGAGCUUUGUGGGACCAACAGAUGUGCGGAAUAAAGAGAUGAGCUGAAAGAUGUGGAGGUUUACCUGAGUGUCAGGUAAAUGGAAGAUUGUGAAUGUAACUGUUGGCUUUAACAAAACUGGAAUAAAGACCUCUGAUAAGAGACUUUCCAAAUGGA
Messenger RNA from Labrus mixtus (cuckoo wrasse), 4090 nucleotides. Its product is annotated as rho GTPase-activating protein 12-like. Gene Ontology annotation, cellular component: cytoplasm. Lineage: Eukaryota; Metazoa; Chordata; Actinopteri; Labriformes; Labridae. The transcript is spliced from 19 exons. The record is from RefSeq and is a predicted model, not a curated record. Gene Ontology annotation, molecular function: protein binding. Gene Ontology annotation, biological process: regulation of GTPase activity; signal transduction. Bases 263 to 2869 code for a protein of 868 amino acids.